AUGGUCAAGGGGAAUAACUGUAACAAAGGUAACAAAGGAAGAGUAGGGGAGGGUGGUCAAGGGGAAUAUAGUAAUAACUGUAACAAAGGAAGUGUAGGGGAGGGUGGUCAAUGGCAAUAUAGCAGUAACUGUAACAAAGGAAGAGUAGGGGAGGGUGGUCAAGGGGAAUAUAGUAAUAACUGUAACAAAGGAAGAGUAGGGGAGGGUGGUCAAGGGGAAUAUAGCAGUAACUGUAACAAAGGAAGUGUAGGGGAGGGUGGUCAAGGGGAAUAUAGUAAUAACUGUAACAAAGGAAGAGUAGGGGAGGGUGGUCAAGGGGAAUAUAGUAUUAACUGUAACAAAGGAAGAGUAGGGGAGGGUGGUCAAGGGGAAUAUAGUAAUAACUGUAACAAAGGAAGAGUAGGGGAGGGUGGUCAAGGGGAAUAUAGUAAUAACUGUAACAAAGGAAGAGUAGGGGAGGGUGGUCAAGGGGAAUAUAGUAAUAACUGUAACAAAGGAAGAGUAGGGGAGGGUGGUCAAGGGGAAUAUAGCAUUAACUGUAACAAAGGAAGAGUAGGGGAGGGUGGUCAAGGGGAAUAUAGUAAUAACUGUAACAAAGGAAGAGUAGGGGAGGGAGGUCAAGGGGAAUAUAGUAAUAACUGUAACAAAGGAAGAGUAGGGGAGGGUGGUCAAGGGGAAUAUAGUAAUAACUGUAACAAAGGAAGAGUAGGGGAGGGAGGUUAA
Messenger RNA from Ylistrum balloti, 723 nucleotides. RefSeq names its product circumsporozoite protein-like. The record is from RefSeq and is a predicted model, not a curated record. The transcript has a single exon. Lineage: Eukaryota; Metazoa; Mollusca; Bivalvia; Pectinida; Pectinidae. Bases 1 to 723 code for a protein of 240 amino acids.